This is a messenger RNA of Cherax quadricarinatus, 1232 nucleotides long. The record is from RefSeq and is a predicted model, not a curated record. NCBI's taxonomy places the organism in Eukaryota, Metazoa, Arthropoda, Malacostraca, Decapoda, Parastacidae.
CUUGUUGGUUGAGUAACUGGCUGGCUUGCUGGUUGACUAACUGGCUGGCUUGCUGAUUGACUAACUGGCUGGCUUGCUGGUUGAUUAAUUGGUUGUCUGCCUGAGUGGCUACCUGGCAGCGUGAAUGCCUGCCUGAUUGCCUGGCUGCCUGACUAACUGGCUGACUGACUGCCUUAAUAACUGCCUGACUGACUGCCUGGCUUCCAGACUAACUGCCUGACUGACUGCCUGACUGACUGACUGCCUGCCUGCCUGCCUGCCUGGCUGCCUGCCUGGCUGCCUGCCUGGCUGCCUGCCUGGCUGCCUGCAUGGCUGCCUGGCUGCCUGCAUGGCUGCCGGGUGCUGCGUCGGCUGCUGGUUUGUUUACAAUGUUGACAGGAAGGCCUCCAGCUGCCUUUCCUCGCCUCUUGUGGUCACAUUUGUGUAGCAAGCUGCUUCAUGGUGCCCCAAGGCACCCGGGGCACACCCGGGCACUGGUCACGUCAGUGGUGAGGGGCGAGGAGAUGAGCAGGAAGGCCAGACAUGAGGGAGGUGAGGAGAGGGUGGUGGUGGCGGCCCCACAGAUGACAGAGGAGUCCAUCAGGCAGCUGGUGGCCUCACUCACUGUGGAUCAGAGGACGGCACUCAUAACCGAAAUCCACCUAGUCCAGGCUGUCGAGACUAAGAAGAAGGCAGAAGAGAAGUUGGCAUCUUGGCGAUGGAGAUCACGUUUUGGUCGCCCAGCAUCGUUACAUGCUCUUGGGCCAGACCCUACAGGGACAUACUGUGAGAUACCUACAGAAUGGCUCCAGAAGAAAGUUGCUGAGAAGACGAAACCUAAAGCCCCUACUGUAGCAGAGCUGAGACAGUUGGCUGUGCAUAAUGCUCUGCCUUUUAUUGGUUUUGGCUUCCUCGACAACUUUAUCAUGAUAGUUGCUGGUGAUUAUAUUGAUGUGACAAUUGGGACUGCACUUGGUAUCAGUACAAUGGGAGCUGCAGCACUUGGCAAUACCAUCAGUGACCUGGCUGGCAUAGGUUCGGCUUGGUACGUUGAGAACAUUGCUGUAAAGAUUGGUAUUCGAGCACCUGAGCUAAGCCAGGAGCAGCUGGAUCGAUGGUCUUCAAGAUGGUCGGCCAAUGCAAUAGGUUUUUUUUAUCAGCCAUAUAGUCCAAGAAUGAUUCUUGUGUGGCAUGUUGGACAUGUUCUUGGCAUGAAUGAUGAUUUAUUUUGGUGGAAGAAACAAGGAUUUUAA